UACAUAAAUAUACAAACAUUCACAAUUCGUUAAGAAUAAAAUUUUUAUUAGAUUAAAGAUUAGGUAAUAUUUGAACUUGAAAAAAGAUUAAAUUUUGUAUCACUGAUUUAUUUAUCAAAUAAUAUGAAAACUCAUAUAUAUAUUUUUUUAUCAUAAGAGGAAUAAACAAAAAAAAAUUAAAAUAAUGAAUAAGAAAUUGACAGAAAAUCAACUGCAAGAACUAAAAGAAUGGUUAAAUAAAUUUUCUCUGGAUAAAAUUGAUUUUUCUAAUAAAUUCCAUCGAGAUUUUUCUGAUGGAGUAAUAAUUGCGAUGAUAUUGAAAGAGAUAUACCCAAAAUUAGUAGAUUUGCAUAACUAUCCAUCAAGCUCUUCGGUUAAACUAAAACGAAUCAAUUGGGAGACACUCAAUCAUAAAGUAUUUAAAAAGCUUGGUAUCCAGCAGAGCCCCAAUGUUUUGGAUUCGAUUUCAAGAUCAAUUCCUGGAUUUAUAGAAAUUCUUCUAUUCACAAUAAUGCGCAAUGAAGCUUUGACACAAAAAAAGAAAUUUGAAUUGGAAAACUCGAAUUUGGAUGAUUCGUCUUAUAUCGUGAAUGACGAAAUCGUAAUGGUCAAUAUAAAUAAAAAUAUUGGCGAUGCAAUUAUACAAGUUCCACAGAAAAUGAUUCUUUAUUCGAUAUUUGAAGAAAUCGUACGUGAAUCAAAAGAAAAGGACAUCAAAAUUGAAGUACUUUGUCAAAAAGUUGUGCAUUUGGAAAAUAUUAUCGGACUGAAAAAUGAACGCAUUGAAGAAUUGACGGGCCAAAUAAAUAAACUGACUGUUCGGAAACUUGAUAGCGAUGAAUCAUUGAACUUAUCGGCACCAAGUUCUUCUGUUCUUUGCAAAAUUGAGUAAUUGUAAUGAUUUGUUACGUUAGAUUUUUCUGACAAAAACUUAUAUACAUAUCAAAAAAAGGAAUAUUACAGAUAUUUUAUUCGAGCUUAAUUUUAUUCUAAAUAGUUCUCAAUUAUAUUUGAUACUGAUAUAAAAAAAGGGAGAUUUUUUCUAAGUUUUCAAAUUUACAUCCAUAAAUACAAAAAUUUUGGCACAUCAUGUUUUUAUGAUUUAAAUUUCUUAUUAAAAAAAUAAAAUAUAUUUUACUGUA
This is a messenger RNA of Eupeodes corollae, 1142 nucleotides long. Its product is annotated as sperm flagellar protein 1. The record is from RefSeq and is a predicted model, not a curated record. Gene Ontology annotation, biological process: regulation of cytoskeleton organization. Bases 185 to 892 code for a protein of 235 amino acids. Lineage: Eukaryota; Metazoa; Arthropoda; Insecta; Diptera; Syrphidae. Gene Ontology annotation, cellular component: axoneme. The transcript has a single exon. Gene Ontology annotation, molecular function: microtubule binding.